GAUAUAAGCAAAUACAACUCUGUGGUAGCCACUGAGCUGUAAAUAAUAAACAUAACCUACAGGCUACAAACGUUCUACUUGUAAAUCUAAAUAGGUAUACAUAUUCAAACCUAAGUUGCUGUAGUAUAAUUAUGUCCAUUGAGUGCCAUGUUAUCAAGACGAAUUUUAUUGUUAUCAACAUCCCGAGUACAUGGCUAUGAAUUCCUAGAAUAUGCCAAAGAUGAUAUUAAUAAACUGCUUCGAGCCAAUAACAUUACAAAUCUAUUGUUUAUUCCAUAUGCUUUAAAGGACCACGACUCAUAUUUAGCCAAAGUAGACGGGGUGCUUUCAAAAUGGGGCUAUAAAGUAACUGGGAUCCACAGUGGUGAUCCGAAGGCGUUAAUUCGAGAAGCAGAGGCCAUUUAUGUUGGUGGUGGCAAUACAUUUCGAUUAUUAAAGACUCUCUACGACUAUGACUUAAUUGAGCUUAUUCGUAAAAGGGUCUUGCAUGAGGGGUUAAUAUACUUAGGAAGCAGUGCAGGUACCAAUGUGGCCACUAGAGGGAUCCAUACAACUAACGAUAUGCCAAUCGUUUAUCCACCCAGCUUGGAUGCUUUAAAAUUGGUCCCCUUUAACAUCAACCCCCAUUACCUGGAUGCCGAUCCCAACUCGGUUCAUAAAGGAGAAACGCGAGAGGAACGAAUUUUGCAAUAUCAAGAACUUCCAGAGGCUGGUGUUGUUGUAGGACUUCGCGAGGGUAGCAUGCUAUUAAUUGAAAAUGAAACGAUGACGCUAAAAGGAAUAAGCAAAUCUCGCCUCUUUAUACCGGGAGAAGAUCCUCGGGAAAUUGAUGUGGGAGCUGAUAUCAGUUAUUUGUUGAAUUAACCCAUACAUAAUGUAAAUAUUGUUAAAGUUAUGCAAUAUUUUAUUCCUAUCAAUUAUACAACUAUUAAAUUUUUCAUAUUUA
Molecule: messenger RNA, 946 nt
Organism: Photinus pyralis (common eastern firefly)
Lineage: Eukaryota; Metazoa; Arthropoda; Insecta; Coleoptera; Lampyridae
Product: alpha-aspartyl dipeptidase
Exons: 5
Coding region: 148-864 (238 amino acids)
Biological process (GO): proteolysis
Molecular function (GO): serine-type peptidase activity
Source: RefSeq, a predicted model, not a curated record